AUGCUCACCGUUAUCAAUGGUGAGCUCAAGGCGGGCCCCGCCCUUUGCGUGUCGGGUCACUGGUCACUGGUCACAGUAUGGCGGUACUGCCCGCCUGGCACUCGGCUCUCAUUAGCAAUGGUGUCCAGAUGCAUGUCUGGUGGCCACAUUUGCCGGGGUUCUCGGAUGUCCGACUUCUCUCCACCCUGUGCCUCUCACUCUCAGCAUCUCCUUGGUCGGUUGUACUGGCCUGCACCAUGGUCUAGGCACCCCGGUCCACCCAACUCUCGCAGCUUGGCAUCGGUGGUCGCCGUCAUCCAGGACAUCAUUUACUUGAUUGUACAAGCUGUGGGAGGCGCAUCCGCUGCGCAUGCUGCCAACAUGAAGACAAGCGCUUCGAUGGCGACCAGCGUGCCUCACCUCAAGCCCCAUACAAAAGCAGCAGCAACAGAGACUUCUGACGUGCAGGAGGAGCAGAUACAACUUGUGCCCGAGCGGUGA
Molecule: messenger RNA, 480 nt
Organism: Suillus plorans
Lineage: Eukaryota; Fungi; Basidiomycota; Agaricomycetes; Boletales; Suillaceae
Exons: 6
Coding region: 1-480 (159 amino acids)
Source: RefSeq, a predicted model, not a curated record